Messenger RNA from Nothoprocta perdicaria, 1089 nucleotides. RefSeq names its product DNA damage regulated autophagy modulator 2 (gene DRAM2). The transcript has 8 exons. Gene Ontology annotation, cellular component: lysosome. Bases 125 to 925 code for a protein of 266 amino acids. The record is from RefSeq and is a predicted model, not a curated record. Gene Ontology annotation, biological process: photoreceptor cell maintenance; regulation of autophagy. NCBI's taxonomy places the organism in Eukaryota, Metazoa, Chordata, Aves, Tinamiformes, Tinamidae.
AUGUAGAAAAGAAAUGAAGGAAGUGGGGAACUUCAGCAAAAAGAUGACUUUGGAUUCCCCUUGAGGUGAUAUUUCUCUUCAAUAUCGUUAUUCUCAGUGUUUGAAGUCAGAAGACAACACUAAAAUGUGGUGGUUUCAGCAAGGCCUCUCUUUCUUGCCUGUUGCUUUGGUUGUGUGGUCAGCUGCAUCUUUCAUAUUUUCUUACAUUACUGCAAUUACCCUACACCAUGUCGACCCUUUGGUCCCCUACAUCAGUGAUACAGGGACAAUACCUCCUGAAAGAUGCUUAUUUGGGAUUAUGCUAAAUAUUUCGGCUUUCCUGGGUAUGGCUACUAUGUAUGUCCGUUACAAACAAGUUCACGCUCUGAAUCCAGAAAAAUCCAAGAUCACCAAACUUAAUAAAAUUGGCCUUACACUAGGACUGAUGAGCUGUUUUGGACUUUGCAUUAUUGCAAAUUUCCAGAAAUGUAUUCUAUACUACCUACACGUGAUUGGAGCCUGCCUGACUUUUGGAGUAGGGGUGAUUUACAUGCUGGUUCAGACCAUCCUGUCCUACCUGAUGCAGCCAGAACUUCACAGCAAAGACAUCUUUUGGAUCCGACUGACAGUGCUGAUCUGGUGCAGUUCAAGCAUUGCAAGCAUGUUUGUUUCCUCCGUUGUUUUAUAUAGUGGCCUGUACGGAACUAAUUUAGUGCAGAAGUUGCACUGGGAUCCACAGGAGAAAGGCUACACAGCUCACCUCAUCAGUACUGUCUCGGAGUGGUCCUUAGCAUUCUCCUUUCUCAGUUUCUUCCUCACCUACAUCCGUGACUUUCAGAAAAUCUCCUUGCGUGCGAUCGUCAGCCUUCACGGACAAACCCUGUAUAACACGCCGCAGAGCUUUCUGACUGAUGAACAGACACUGCUGGUAGCAGGGAGUAUCUAAUGAAGUUGAAGAGAACAUGUUCUCAACAUAACUCAGGAAUUUAGUAGCAAUAAGAGUUACAUUUCUAAGCAUUUAUUUUGCAUAAAAAACAUGAAGUGAUUAUACUCAACUUGACAUAAAAUGGCUUUGCUAUUAACCCACUAGCCAGUCAGCAAUGCAAAUGU